Molecule: messenger RNA, 2570 nt
Organism: Syngnathoides biaculeatus (alligator pipefish)
Lineage: Eukaryota; Metazoa; Chordata; Actinopteri; Syngnathiformes; Syngnathidae
Gene: tmem265
Product: transmembrane protein 265
Exons: 2
Coding region: 581-1630 (349 amino acids)
Source: RefSeq, a predicted model, not a curated record
UCCUCCGUGGCGCACGUAACCCGCUUACAAAUGAACAUCGUGCCGGGGCCAAACUCAUGCGCUCUGCACACCACUUUCUUUUUUUUUUCCGGGAGGCGUUGCGCAUCGCAGCCGAGCCGCUGCGCUCCCUUUCCUUCAUUCCUUCUUUCUGCUCCACUCGGGACGCUACCUCGCGCAGUGCCGGUGCACCGGCGGCUUUGCACGGCAUCGCUGCCCCAGUAGGCGAAGCGACGCCGCGGCGCGGCGGUCAGCUCGACGUCCUCCCGGAUCCCCCGCAAAGCCAUCUGCCAUGCCGGAUCUGCGUCGGGGGGGAGCUGUUCCUCUCUCACUCUCUCUCUUCCUCCUCUUGUUGUUCUGAUAAACUCCGCUCGGUUGUGGCAGAAUCCCACCGCCAGGCUCUACAUGCAGCCCGGACCGUGAGCCUCCAUCAGCGGGCUUAUCACCGGCAAUAAAAAAAAAAAAGCGACUUUAUUGGUCACAGACGGUGCCUCUACUCUCCAGAUGAGCCGCCGCGCGCUGCUGUAAUUCAAGCCGGGAGCAUCGGCGGGAGCACCCGGGUGCAAAGACGAAUGGUUCGGGCAUGGUGCCCACGCCCCAGGUGUGCGUAUCCACCCUGGUCACAGUGAGCACGAUGGUGGUGGUGGACCUCUACCUGCUGGAGCAAAGCAUGCUGGGAGCGCACGGGCAGUCGGGGCCCAGCGUGUGGCAGUGCGUGGCCGUGUUGCUGGGUGACGUCGGCUUCCUGCUGGCGCUGCGCUUCGUGUCGGCCGGGGUGGUAUCAGAGGCGCGAUCGUCCCGCCGGGGAUUUGCCAACGCGCUCUGGUUCCUCUUUCUGUCCCUGCUCCAGCUCAAGCUCUUCUUCGUCUGCCACAACUACAGGCAGGAGCGGCGGCCACCAGACCCGCUCGCCAGGAAGGUCCUGACACUCCUGCUGUCCAUCUGCUUGCCGUCCCUGUUUUUGAUCCUCACGGGGGCGGACUACAUGACCCCACAGCGCAGGAAGCAGGAGGUGCGGGGUCGCCUCCUGUGGGUGGUGGUGGACCUGCUGGAUGUGCUGGACCUGCAGGCCGGACUGUGGGAGGCCCAAGGAGGGGCGCCGGGGCCUCAGCAACAGCUGCCUAUCUGGGCUGAGGGCUUGGUUUUCUUUUAUUGCUACACCCUUCUGCUUCUGCUACCGUGUGUAGCCCUCACGGAAUUGGGGGCUGUGGGCUUGCCAGGCCAGAAGGGGCCCCGUAAGGAGGCAUUGUACCCUUGGCUCAGCCUGUUCACGAUCAACAUCUUCACCCUUGGCUUCAGGGGAGCUGGUAUGCUGUGGUACAGGGACUCCCGAGUCUCGACGGUGUUCCUGGGCAAGAACCUCCUGGCGUUGGCGGUGAAGCUGAGCUCAGCCUACGAGAGGCACAAGCAGGACCGCGGUCCGAGGGGGGCCGGGGCGGCAGCUGAAGGCCGACCCGAAGAAUCCGCACUACCGGGUGAGGGCUCGGAGCAGGGAGAGACGCAGACUCAUGGGAAAACCUCCUCAGCUCACUUUCACACUCUGUCUCGCUCACAAAGCCACACACACUCCCACGUGAGCCCGGGACACGCAGAGUCACCACUGGCACCCUCUUUCAUCACCCAUGAACUCUAGACAGACUCCCACACAAAUUUAUAGUGUGCAUAAUCUAUGUACACGCAGCCAAAUCCAAGACAAGCCAAACGGAUGGACGCAGUGGAUACAAUGCUGUGAAGCUUGGAUUAAUGCACACUUGGAGCACCGUGUUUGUUUCUUUGUUUUUGUUCGUGGGCCUCAACAUUAAAACUACUUCAAACCAGAAGAAUAAUUCCGAGAAUCUGAAAAAGUUUUUCCCCCUUCUCAAAUUUGUAUUGUUUUUAAAGUUUCCCCAAAUUAAUGUUUAAAAUCAUCACAAUAAUGUAAAUAUUCGACAAAGACAACCCAAAUAAACACUCUUAUUUAUUGUGGGGGGAAAUGAACUACUCAACACUAAAUGACCCUGUGUGAAAAAGUUAUUGUCCCCCUUGUCGUUAAGUCAGUUAUUUGGAAGCUGUCGAAUCGGGAAAUAACUUAAAUAGAACCUGUCAGACAAAAUAGAGGCCAAAAGAUCUCAAAAAGCCAAAAGAAAAUGUUUUAAUCCAAAGAAACUCAAGAACACAUAAGAAAUAAAACUAUUGACAGUCAUGAAAGGGUUAAAAACCCAUUUGUAAAGCUUUAGGACUCCAGUUAACUACGGUGAGAGCCAUUACCCACAAACAGAGAAUAUUUGCAACAGUGGUGAACCUUUCCAAGAGAGACCAUCUUACAAAGUUUAUCCCAAAAGCAUAGCAAUAUCUCAUCCAGAAGGAACCCAGGAAAACACCCAAGAAACUGCAGCCCCCUCUUGCCUCAGGUAAGGUCAGGGUUCAUGACUCAACAAUUAGGAAGAGACGAGACAAAAAUGGGAUCCAUGGCAAAGUUUCAAGGUAAAAAUAAAUCCUGAUCCUCAAAAACGUAAAGGCUUGUCUUACUUUUUUGUGGGGGAAUAACAACUGAAUGAUUCCAAAGACUUUUGUGCACCUCGCUACAUCUGUCG